Engraulis encrasicolus (European anchovy) is the source of this 2666-nucleotide messenger RNA. Its product is annotated as cytochrome P450 3A40-like. Gene Ontology annotation, molecular function: heme binding; steroid hydroxylase activity; iron ion binding. The record is from RefSeq and is a predicted model, not a curated record. The coding region runs from base 295 to 1836 and encodes 513 amino acids. The transcript has 13 exons. NCBI's taxonomy places the organism in Eukaryota, Metazoa, Chordata, Actinopteri, Clupeiformes, Engraulidae.
UCAGGAAUCCUUUUCCCUCCUGUCUGAGUAGGCAUGAGCAACCAACCGCGAAACAAAACGUAUUUCAGGUGGUUUUGUGAGAAAAGGCUGUCAUCACGCGAAUGACAUGUCAGACUCAAAACAACACUUCUCAGCUGAUUCGAAACUGCGCUUAGUCACUUCCUGUUCAAACCCUUUCGAUUUCAGACUGCGCAGUAGGCUACCCUAAGCUGUUUGUCUCGCCUAUUGUAUGUCUUUACAGUGUAAAGCUAAGUAACGUUUACACGAGGGUAAAAGUCUUUUAGGAUAGGCGCAAUGCUGCCCCUCUUUUCAGUGGAGACAUGGACUCUUCUGGUGCUGUUUUUUACUCUCUUCAUUUUAUAUGGAACGUGGCCAUAUGGGUAUUUCAAAAACUUGGGUAUUCCUGGACCUCGACCAUGGCCCUUCAUGGGGUCCCUAGGAUCAAUGAUCAUGCAGGGCUUUGUUAAUUUUGACAAACAGUGUCACCAGAAAUACGGAAGAGUUUGGGGGAUGUUUGAGGGAAGAUCCCCGAUGCUGCUUGUGACCGAUCCUGCCAUUAUAAAGGCAGUUAUGGUCAAGGAAUGUUACUCAACCUUCACCAACAGACGGAAAGCUGUUCUGAAUGGACCCAUGGCUGAUGGAAUAACCGCUGUGGAGGACGAGCAGUGGAAGAGGAUCCGCAACACCCUCUCCCCAACCUUCACCAGUGGACGAAUGAAAGAGAUUUUUCCAUUAGUGACAAUGUAUGCUGACCGGCUAAUGGGGUAUCUGAGAAAACAAGACUUAAAAGAAGCUGUUAACAUUAAAGAUUUCUUUGGCUUAUACAAUAUGGAUGUCCUUGCUAGUUCAUCAUUCAGUGUGGAGACAGAUGCCAUCAACAACCCAAAAGAUCCCUUUAUUGAAAAUGUAAAGAAAGUGAUGAGUUUCAGUUUUUCCAACCCCAUAUUUCUUAUUGCGAUUCUAUUUCCUGGUUUGGGCCGCUAUCUGGAGAAAAUGGGCUUCUCAAUGUUUUCCAAAACUCUCAUGGACUACUUCUACACUGCACUCAAGAAGAUGAAGGACAAGCACCAGGAGGAGGACAAUGGCCAUGGGAGAGUGGACUUCCUGCGGCUCAUGAUGCGCUCUCAAAUCACCGACGAGGAGGCGGCGAAGAGUAACGAGGAACAACCAGUUAAAGGACUAACCGAGCACGAAAUCCUCUCCCAAUCGUUCAUCUUCAUCUUGGCGGGAUAUGAGACGACUAGUGUAACGCUCUCCUCUGUGGCCUACAACAUAGCCACCAACCCAGAAGUAAUGCAAAAGCUUGUUGAGGAGAUCGAUUCAGUGUUCCCCGACAAUGCACCCAUCACCUAUGACAAGCUGAUGCACCUGGAGUAUUUGGACAUGGUGAUCUCGGAGUCCCUGCGCGUGUGGCCUCCAGCGCCACGUCUGGAGCGCAUGUGUAAGCAGACCAUCGUCAUCGAUGGCAUCACCAUCCCCAAGGGCACUCUGGUGGCCAUCCCGGCCCUCAUCCUGCACCAGGACCCCGACAUCUGGGAGUCACCGGACAAAUUCAACCCCGAGAGGUUCAGCAAAGAGAACAAGGACAGCAUCAACCCGUACGCGUACAUGCCCUUCGGCCUGGGACCCCGCAACUGUAUCGGCAUGAGAUAUGCACUCCUGCUCAUGAAGCUGAUUCUGGUGCGCGUCCUGCAGAACUUCACCAUGGAGAGCUGCAAAGAGACGCAGAUACCAGUGGAAUUAGAUGGAAUGUAUCGUCCGAAAAAGCCCGUCAUGCUCAAGUUUGAACCAAGAUCAACGAAUCAACAAAUCAACGAAUCAGUGAAGGCGAAUUAAACCACACUCACCACCACCUUCAUAAUCGCUUUUGUGGAAUGAGAACAGCAACAGCAGCUCAACAAGAAUAAGAUGACAUUGUAACAAAAACAACAAACUUUGUUCUUGGAGUGUAGUUGUGGUCUAACUAUUCUGGCAUGCUUACACUAAUCACCUCUCCAAUUACUCCAAUGGUAUGUUAAAUUAGAUUAAUCUAAUCAUUACUUAAGUAAAAGUACAAGGCAGCAAAUGCAGUUAAGCAUCUAAUCAAAAGGGCAAAUAGCAGACGUGCAAUGAGUUACUGAUCAAAACAGUAUUUACAGAUUGAGUGGUGUUAGUAAUAUGUACCCACCAUUCAGGGGUGCAUUUCUGGAAAGCAUAUAACUACGUGAGCUACUUUGUUGGUUGCAAUGUAAUUUCCCAUUGGCAACUAUCCAAGUUGCUAACUGCUAACUGCUUCGCUCUCCAGAAAUGCACCACAGAUUUCUUGCGUGACUGACUUGGUAGUGAGGAGCAGGCAUCUAGUAGCUUUGCCAACACUGAAAACAGAGCGACUUUAUUCAAUUAAGCGCUUUUUUGCUGUUGUUUUGCAGGUUCAUUUUGUGAAAUUAUGGUGUUUUUGGUCUUAAAUUUCCUAUGAAAUAAUUUCCAAAUGACAAUAUUGACUUGCCUUUGACAAGUGUUUUAUACAGUAUGUACACUCGCCUCCAAAAGAGUUGUCGCCUAUCCAUCUGUUUGGAAUAACAGCUAAUAACCUGACUUUCAAUUAAUCACUUUGCUUCAGAAGUCCCUCAUAUGAAAGCUACAACCCUCCCGAAUGAAAAUGUAUGUAAAAAAAUAAAUUUCAUGCA